Molecule: messenger RNA, 2737 nt
Organism: Brachypodium distachyon (stiff brome)
Lineage: Eukaryota; Viridiplantae; Streptophyta; Magnoliopsida; Poales; Poaceae
Product: peroxisome biogenesis protein 5
Exons: 15
Coding region: 147-2360 (737 amino acids)
Biological process (GO): protein import into peroxisome matrix, docking
Cellular component (GO): cytosol; peroxisomal membrane
Molecular function (GO): protein binding
Source: RefSeq, a predicted model, not a curated record
GCGUCGCCUGCCCUUAUCGGGUCUCACAGCUUUGCUGCUCCCCACACCCGCGAAGCCAUCACGACACGACUCCUCCCAUCGCAUCGGGCCGAACGCCUCUCGUCGCCGGCGGCCAGAGCACCGCCGCCGUCAGGUGUCGGCGUGAGAUGGCGACGCGCCACCUAAUCACUGGCCAGAACAACUGCGCCCCGGAUGGCGCGUCUUCGUCCAACCCCUUCGGCGCCCUCGCCAACGCCCUCCUCGGCCAGUCCAGCAAAGCGCAGUCAAUAAAGGAACUUCCUGGAGCUUCAGUUAAUGUUCCAACUACUUCUGAUUAUAGUACAUCUGCUCCCUUGUCUACCAUCCCGGGUUCAGAGAACGAGUUCAGGCAAGAUCAACGACCACCUGGAUGGGGUACCGAAUUCAUUCAUGGUGGUUCUGCGAAUGAUUGGGUCGAAUCUUUUCGGCCUCCAGGCCAUCCUGUAGUUGGAGGGCCAGCACCAAACUUUGCAGAAUUUGAUCAAAUUUACAGCAAUGCAGGCACUACCUCUGGACCAGCCUUGGAUGGUCCACCUCAAAGGGUUUUAUCUGGUGUCCUGCAUUCUUUUCUUUCAAGUGGCCGAGCUGGUGUGCCAUUUCAACCUGUUCCAAUACCAGCUCUUGGUUUGUCCGAAGGUGACAAACAAUGUAUACGUGAUCGUAGCUGCAUAAUGGCACGCCAUAUUUUGGCUGAUCAGCCCGAAGAAUAUAUACAAGCACAGGUCAAUACGUUGCUGCAUUCUCUUGAUAUUGACAAUAAUCAUCGAAUGAGAAACCCCCUUCAAGGACCGUAUCCAGAGAUGGAGGAGUACUGGAAUCAAUCCCAAAAUGCUUUGAGAUCUGCUCCAAUGCACAAUGCUGCAGAUCAAUGGAUUACUGAGUUUGGCAAGCAAAAUAAUAACCCUGAUGAUUGGGCACACUCUUUUGAGCAGCACCAUGGUCCCAAUGGUUGGGCCUCUGAGUUUGAGCAGCAUCAAUCUCAGAUGGGCAUGGGUCAGAUGGGAGGAGCAAAUAUGGCAAAUCUUGCAGCUAUGCAGCAAUCCCGUAUGCUUGCACAAACAUUAUCAAGUAAUAAUGACCCAAAGUUUCAGAAUUCUAAAUUCUUCCAGUUUGUGUCAAAGAUGAGCCGUGGUGAACUUAUUAUAGAAGAUAAUCAAGUAAAACAAGGUUCAGCAUCCCAAUCCAGUGGCUGGGCUGAUGAAUUUCAAACACAGUACAAUGCUAAUGCAAACUCUUGGGCAGAUCAGUUUGUGCAUGAAGAGCUUUCACAAGGGGCAGACAAGUGGGUUAGUGAGUUUUCUAGUGAACGUAAUCAGGGUGGUCUCAAUGAGAAGUGGGCUGAUGAGUUCUCCAAAUUGCAUGUGGAUGAUGAAUGGGCAGAGGAGUUCAGUGGAGGAGCUUUUGGUGAAAGCUCUGCUGAUCCAUGGGCAGAUGAGUUUCAGAACCAAUUGUCCGCUUCCAAACAGAAUUCUGGUGCUUCUCGAGGGGUUUAUGUUUUUUCCGAGAUGAACCCAUAUGUUGGUCACCCUAAUCCAAUGCAGGAAGGACAGGAGCUCUUUCGCAAGGGCCUCUUAAGUGAAGCUGCUCUUGCUUUAGAGGCUGAAGUUUUGAAAAAUCCUGAUAACGCUGAAGGUUGGAGGUUACUUGGAGUAACACAUGCUGAAAAUGAUGAUGAUCAGCAGGCCAUAGCAGCAAUGUUGCGUGCACAGGAAGCUAAUCCAACAAAUCUGGAAGUCCUUCUCGCUCUUGGUGUCAGUCACACAAACGAAUUGGAACAGGGAGAGGCAUUAAGAUAUCUUUCGAGGUGGCUUCAGAAUCAUCCAAAAUAUGGGGGUCUCGCCCCUCCACAGCCAACAGAUUCAUUUUAUGGUCCAGAUGUUAUUAGAUUGUUUAAUGAAGCUGCCAAGAUGUCACCUGAGGAUGCCGAUGUCCAUAUAGUUCUGGGUGUCUUAUACAACCUAUCAAGAGAAUAUGAUAAAGCUAUAGCUUCAUUUAAGACGGCACUACAGUUGAAGCCCCAUGACUAUUCUCUCUGGAACAAGCUUGGUGCGACCCAAGCAAACAGCAUCCAGAGUGCUGAUGCGGUACUGGCAUAUCAACAGGCUCUAGACUUGAAGCCCAACUAUGUCCGUGCAUGGGCUAACAUGGGAAUUAGCUAUGCCAACCAGGGUCUGUACGAAGAUUCUAUUCGAUACUAUGUGAGGGCGGUUUCCAUGAACCCAAAAGCUGACAAUGCCUGGCAGUACUUGAGAAUUUCUCUUGGUAAUGCUUCGCGAAGUGAUAUGACUGCCGCAUGCGAUUCCCGCAACCUUGAUGUCCUGCAGAAAGAGUUUCCUCUCUGAGUCCCAGCAUUAGAUAUUAGCGCUUGCUCAUCAGAUCCUUAUCGUGAAGGGGAAGCAGAGGGCUAGCAACAUGGGAUGGCUUUUUGGCUGCAUAUUCUGGAAUGGGAAGGAAAAACUAGUGCAAAUUGUUGGUCAUUGCUUUACCAAGAUGUUGAGUGUAUAGAAAGUCAGAUUAGCACCCAUUUUUUAGAUGUGAAAUUCCAUGGAGGAAAAAUGUUGCAACCGGGAGACAACAUAUGUAAUUCUGUAAUCUCUAUACAGGAGGCACAGAAGAAUAAAAGAGGGGUCUCAUAAAAUGUAAAAUUUUCGUGUACUGUACAACAAGAUUUCUAUACUGCUAAUGCAAUAAUAAGUACAUCCUAAAUUCUUGAUUCAAA